UCUCUCUCUCUCUCUCUUGUUCAAUUUGCGAGUAUGAUAUAUAUUGUACUCUACGAAAAAGUAGCUUAGCUCAUCUGGGUUUUGAUCGAAAGGAUUCAAUAGUUUGAACAUUGGAGGGACGCGCUCAUUUCUUCUUGUUCUUGCCAUAGAUAGAUGACUCAAAGGGAACUGCCCAAAGGUUCUUCUUUAGAAUUUUCAGAACCAAAUUUGAGGAGCAAUAUAACUUUGGGCAUCGACAUCGAAUCGCCGAGAGGUGAAAGGAGCCUGAAAAACCAUCAGUUAAGCACUUCGUGGGAUCAAGUCUCGAGUCCAGUUAGAAGAGAAUUAGGCAGCAGGUCUUUGUCAGGGAUGAAGUCUCCAAGUAAUAAUCAUGAGACUGAUUUAGAAAAUGGGAGGUUAGAGAAGAACACCGAGAAGGCAAUUCGAACCCGAAAAGGGUUUUCCUUACAGAAUCAGGCCCUGUUAUCUGGCAUCGCUUAUUGUUUUUCCUCCUGCGGCAUGAUAUUGGUUAACAAGUAUGUCCUCUCCAGUUAUGACUUUAAUGCUGGAAUAUCUUUGAUGCUGUACCAGAAUUUUGUAUCAGUAGUAGUAGUUUCAAUUUUGAGUUUACUUGGUGUGAUUACAACGGAACCACUCACAUGGAGAUUAAUCAAGGUCUGGUUGCCGGUCAAUUUCAUAUUCGUUGGGAUGCUUGUCACUAGCAUGUUCAGUCUGAAGUACAUAAAUGUUGCAAUGGUCACUGUCCUAAAGAAUGUUACGAAUGUUAUAACGGCUGUUGGUGAAAUGUAUUUAUUCAACAAGCACCAUGAUAACAGCGUUUGGGCUGCUCUUUUUUUAAUGAUCAUUUCAGCAAUAUCGGGCGGAUUCACGGACCUCUCAUUUCAUGCCAUUGGAUACACUUGGCAGUUCUUCAAUUGUUUCUUGACUGCAUCAUAUUCUUUGAGUCUGCGUAGGAUCAUGGAUACUGCCAAACAAGUCACUAAAUCCGGAGAAUUGAAUGAAUUCUCGAUGGUCAUGCUAAACAAUAGCCUAUCAUUACCUCUCGGAAUUUUCCUUGUCAUUGCCUUCAAUGAAGUCGAUUACCUUUUACAAACCCCACUUUUGAGAUUGCCCAGUUUCUGGCUGGUAAUGACAUUCAGUGGAUUCUUGGGUUUGGCUAUCAGCUUCACUUCCAUGUGGUUUCUCCAUCAAACGGGAGCUACGACGUACAGUCUUGUAGGGUCUCUGAAUAAGAUCCCUCUGUCUGUUGCCGGCAUUCUGCUUUUCAAAGUCCCGACGAGCUUGGAAAACUCGGCUAGCAUAUUAUUUGGAUUGUUGGCGGGUGUGAUGUUUGCUAGGGCAAAAAUGCGUUAAGACAGUCAGCCAGCAACUUUAGAGAGAGAAGGGGGGAGGGUUUGCCUUUUGUCGUUCAAAAAGCCACAAGAGUUUCCCCUUUACCUUCUUACCCGUCGUUCGCACUCUACAUUCAACUGCUCUAGCUGCCGAUCCAAACUUCGACGCGGAAGAAUCGCACCAAAUUUAUCCUAUUGUGUAUCAUCUG
Messenger RNA from Andrographis paniculata, 1540 nucleotides. RefSeq names its product GDP-mannose transporter GONST1. The transcript has 11 exons. Gene Ontology annotation, cellular component: Golgi apparatus. NCBI's taxonomy places the organism in Eukaryota, Viridiplantae, Streptophyta, Magnoliopsida, Lamiales, Acanthaceae. The record is from RefSeq and is a predicted model, not a curated record. Gene Ontology annotation, molecular function: GDP-mannose transmembrane transporter activity; antiporter activity. Bases 154 to 1353 code for a protein of 399 amino acids.